Molecule: messenger RNA, 966 nt
Organism: Python bivittatus (Burmese python)
Lineage: Eukaryota; Metazoa; Chordata; Lepidosauria; Squamata; Pythonidae
Product: olfactory receptor 14I1-like
Biological process (GO): G protein-coupled receptor signaling pathway
Cellular component (GO): membrane
Molecular function (GO): G protein-coupled receptor activity; olfactory receptor activity
Source: RefSeq, a predicted model, not a curated record
AACAUGGAUAAUCUCACUUCCCCAACCACUUUUCUACUACUAGAAUUCUCAGAUGUUCGAGAACUACAGAUCCUUCACUUAUUUGCCUUUCUAAUACUGUACCUGACAAGCCUCAUUGGGAAUCUUCUUAUCAUUGUGGUUAUAGCUCUUGACCAUCAUCUUCACACACCAAUGUAUUUCUUCCUCAUGAAUCUGGCUAUAAUGGAUCUUGGCUCUAUUUCUGUCUCUGUUCCCAAAUCAGUGGCAAAUUCUCUUCUGAAUACCAGAUCCAUUUCUUAUUCUGGCUGUGUGGCCCAAGUACUCUUUUUUGUUCUAUUUGAGGCAUGUGAUCUUGCCCUCCUAACAGUCAUGGCUCAUGAUCGUUAUGUUGCCAUCUGCAAUCCACUCCAAUAUGAAAUAGUCAUGCAUAAAGUAGCCUGUAUUCAAAUGGCAGUCACUGCAUGGAUGAUAAGCCUUUUUUACGCUGCAGUGCAUACAGGUGGCACUUUUGCUGUCACUUUCUGUUCCAAUAUUGUCGAACAGUUCUUCUGUGAAAUUCCACAAUUAUUAAAACUCUCCUGUUCUAAUUUUUAUGUAGUUGAACUCUGGAGUAUUGCAAUAGGGAACACAAUAGGAGUUGGGUGCUUCAUCUUCAUUAUUGUAACGUAUGUGCAGAUUUUUCUUACAGUGCUCAGAAUCCCUUCUCUCCAUGGCAAGAAAAAAGCCCUCUCCACUUGCCUUCCUCACCUCCUUGUUAUUUCGGUAUUUAUAUUUAGUGUUGUCUUUGCCUAUGCAAAGCCUCCUGGUAAAGUUUCAUCUAAUAUGGAUAUGGCUUUUGCAAUGGUUUAUGCUGUAACACCUCCUAUAUUGAAUCCAUUCAUCUAUAGCAUAAGAAACAAAGAGAUCAAGAGCGCUUUGUGGAAACUUCUGUCCUGUGGUAUUUCCAGCAUUUAUUACAAUACUAUGUGUCUAUAUGGCAAUUAUUGA